This is a messenger RNA of Microstroma glucosiphilum, 2172 nucleotides long. RefSeq lists its product as hypothetical. Bases 262 to 1884 code for a protein of 540 amino acids. Gene Ontology annotation, biological process: carbohydrate metabolic process. The transcript has a single exon. Gene Ontology annotation, molecular function: hydrolase activity, acting on carbon-nitrogen (but not peptide) bonds. The record is from RefSeq and is a predicted model, not a curated record. NCBI's taxonomy places the organism in Eukaryota, Fungi, Basidiomycota, Exobasidiomycetes, Microstromatales, Microstromataceae.
GACCCCUGAUUUGCAUCGUCCGUUGCCCCCUUGAUCGGAUUUCAUGGUAAAAGCCGCACAAUAUCGUAACAUUGGUAUGCUUCCUACCAUACCCUUUCUAGAUAACUUCCAGGCCUUGUGUCUCGACCGCCCGAUUCCCUCCCUUCCGACUCCCUCCCAGUCUUUGAAUCUCGAUCGUACCUCCCUCUAUUCGUGUUCUGUUCACAUCGGUCGCCGUGCUCUGAUCACAUCGGACUUCGCAUUCUGAUCGCAUUGGACACGAUGACCAAGCCUACCUGUCUAGUGUCCGUCGUCAUCGCCCUCUUGCUCACCUCUACUCUCCUUCCAGUAAGCGCUCACUCUCUUCUCGACGAAGGCUGUAAUCCCAAGGAACAUAACGCAAGGAAGCAGAAGCACGUACGCCGUCAAGUUGUCUCAUCAGGCGAGGGAAGCUCUCCUGGAAGCUCAGGAGGAGCCGCAGCUGCAGCCUACAAGUGCGAUCCAUCGGUGUGCCUCAUCGAGAACAACUGCCGCUGUGCUUCGACCACUCCACCAGGCAAUCUUGAUCUCUCAGAUGUGCCUCAAUUCAUCGUGCUCACUGCCGACGAUGCCGUCCAGUCAUACACUGUAGACGCGCUUGAGACUCUCAUUGGAGGCCGCACCAACGGCAACGGAUGCAAGGCAACCCUCAGUUACUAUACAUCAUUGUCUUACACCAAUUACUCCAUGAUCACAGAGCUGGCAGUAGACCGUCACUGGGAGUUCGCCGACCACACAGUCUCUCAUGUCGGAGCACCCGCAAAGGAUGAAAUCGCUGGAAAUCUCAUCGCCCUCAAUGCCCUUUCUGGUCUCACCUACAAGAGCGUGGCGGGUUUCAGAGCACCCUUCUUGAAUUAUACAAUGGAGACUCUGCAGCAUCUCCACGAUCUCGGCUUCACCUACGACUCAUCCAUGUCUUCCUCGGUGCCUGUCACUAGCGAAGCGACGGACGCAUACUGGCCUUACACCUUAGAUUUCGGGGCCGCAAAUGACUGUGGUGAUGGUAUAAGUGGGAUGUGUUCUGGUCAGCCACAAUUGCCUGGCCUCUGGGAGUUUCCGAUGUACAGUGUCUACGACAGCGAAGGCACCGCCUAUUUGAUGGAUCCGUGGCUGGAGGACGAGCCUGACGUUGUACUGAAGUGGAUGCAGAAUACUUUCCUCGACCACUACGCUCGCAAGACGCCCUUUGGUAUGUACAGUCACCCCAUCAACAUCGCCUCAGGAUACCCAGGUUUGCCCGACAAGACCUCGACUGUGGCAAUGCUCAAUGAGUUCCUCGAUUGGGCGACCUUGAACAGCUCUUUGCCUAAUGUGUGGCUUGUUACCAACCAGCAGCUUCUAGCGUGGAUCCGCAAUCCCGUAAAGGCCAGCGAGCUGAACACGCUAGACGAGUUCAAGUGCAAUACGCCGAAUGUCACACAGCCCAUCUGCUCUGGCAUUCCGCACCUGGAGGCAGGCCUGCUUCAGCACUGCAUCAGCGAUGUAGCCGGAGACCCACUGAACAACUCGCCCUUUUACACCUGCUAUGGUUGCCCUGAGACUACGCCAUCGGCCGCAAACCCAAAUCCCGCCCAGAAGAACAAUGACGGAUCGGUUCGAUUUCGAAUUCCCGCAGAUUGUGACACUCCCUUUUGGGACCCGAUUGCAGGCAAGUGUCUUGCUAGCGGCUAUACUGAUACGACCAGGUCCAUUGGUGCCAAUGGAGCCAAUGUAGCGCCCCAGGGUGGGACGAAUGUCAAUGGCAGCUCUAGCUCGGGAGACACCUACCAGUCCUUCAAUGCUGCUACGAGCCCUCCGAAGGGAUACAGUAUGACGUUUGUCUGCUCUGUCAUGCUCAUCAUCCUGGCCGCGGGCCACUGGCUCUAGAUACUCAGGCCACACAAGCAACCCCGAGCAAGCCUGAAAGCGACUUUCGCUCAUUGCCCUCGUCCGAGCCAGGCCAGGCCCGGCUUGGCGGGGGCGACUCGACACCAGAACCAUUCUCUUCAAUUUCCCCCUCUCCUCCUUCCCACAUACCUGAGCACGUGUAGAAUUCCAAUCUAAUGGCAAGAGCAUGUAUAGAACUCCGACCCAAUGGUAACACCUGGCAUCUGACUUGUGACGAUGAUUGUUCUGCUUACCGGACCUUGCUCUGAAUUUGAUUGCAUCUUGGCU